Molecule: messenger RNA, 2063 nt
Organism: Erpetoichthys calabaricus (reedfish)
Lineage: Eukaryota; Metazoa; Chordata; Cladistia; Polypteriformes; Polypteridae
Gene: b3gnt9
Product: UDP-GlcNAc:betaGal beta-1,3-N-acetylglucosaminyltransferase 9
Exons: 2
Coding region: 258-1472 (404 amino acids)
Cellular component (GO): membrane
Molecular function (GO): hexosyltransferase activity
Source: RefSeq, a predicted model, not a curated record
UGGCAGAAGUGCACGGAGGGGAUUGUCGGGAAGCUCCAUGUAAUGAAGACAGGUGGACUGGAUGAAGUGAGAAGUUCCAUGCACUUUCUUCGGGGAUGGCGCCCUGAUAGGACCAUGGAAUUCAAUUUUAAUGUUUGGUGGUAAAGAAAUGGGAAUUUCCAGUGGUCUGGAAUGAGCAGAGGUAGAGCACAGCUAAUCGCAGUCACUUGUCCUCCAAGCCUGCAGCGACCAUUCUGUUGUCACCCAGACCCUGUACAAUGAAGCGGUACUUCAAGGGUGAUGUCAUCUGCACAGUGCUGAUUGUCGCCAUUCUCUGUCUUCUGCUCUACAUGCAAAAUGACCUAAUGGCCAGGUGGAAACUGCAGACCCUGCCCCAGGAAUUAGCCAAAAUGAGGAAUCUUCUAGUAGCUCAGACUUCAAGUUACAGGGCACAGGUGCAGAAACCCGCAUUCACUUCUAAGCCUCUAUGCAAACCGGACACGAUGGAGCCAGUGAACGUCCAGCCCAGUGGGACACCAUCUUUCAACUUUCAUCAUUACUUGAGAAACAUCCACUGCCGGGACUUCAGUCUUCUUCUCAAUCAGCCUACAAAGUGCAAUCCUGCCCCAUUUUUACUCAUUGCUGUUAAAUCGUUAGCAAACGAGUUUGAAAAGCGUGAGGUGGUACGCAAAACUUGGGGUGCCACGGGUCUUUUAAAAGGAGUUCAGAUAACGACGAUAUUUCUUUUAGGGGUCCCUAGAAAUCAGUCAGUGCUGCCAGGGUGGAAACAACUGCUUCAGUACGAGAGCGAUGCUUACCGGGAUGUUCUCCUCUGGAAUUUUCAAGACACGUUCUUCAACUUGACGCUGAAAGAAAUACAUUUUCUCAAGUGGGUGCACACCUUUUGCCCAGGUGUGCAGUUCAUAUUUAAAGGGGAUGCGGAUGUGUAUGUGAAUAUUGACAACAUUUUAGAGCUUCUGAAGGAACAGAAGGCUAACCAGGACCUUUUCAUUGGGGACAUCAUUUACCAGGCCCAGCCCAUAAGAUCCAAAAAGAGCAAGUACUUCAUCCCAGAGAUUGUGUAUGGCCAAGGGAUUUACCCAAACUAUGCAGGAGGUGGGGGCUUUCUAAUGUCCGGCUUCACGGCCGAGAGGCUAUACGCAGCCUGCCAGCAGGUCGACCUUUUCCCGAUUGAUGAUGUGUAUUUGGGAAUGUGUCUGAUGCGGAUUGGGCUGAAACCAACCGCACACGAAGGCUUCAGGACUUUUGGGAUUGUGCGUCCUUCAGCCGCACCCCACCUUCAGGUCUAUGACCCGUGUUUCUACAAAGAACUGAUGGUGGUCCACAGCCUGACGGUGCCCGAGAUCUGGCUGAUGUGGAACAUGCUGCACGACCCAAAGAUUGUUUGCAAUAAGAGAGUACUUGUGAAGAAGCCGUUCCGAUGGACUGAAAGAAAACAAUCUUUAGGAGGAAAAGCAGGCCAUCUAAAUUAGCCAUUUGCACUGAAAUUCUUUUGGACAUCACAGCUUACAGAUCUUUAAAUCACUUAAAUGGCUGAACGGCCUGCGUUCUCCUCCACAUUUGUGAAUGGCUUCUGCCUGCCUAAAUCACAACAGAUGGCACAACACCUUUCAGUUAGCAGGUUCUUCUCAUAUUUCUUCUAUUGUUCACAAUUCUAUACAAGCAAAGACCUUACAAAAACAGGCGUCUUGUUCUUCAGAUGUGCUUUCUAGCUUUUAAGGACUAAGGAGACCCCACUUACUGUAAACGAGUGACAACUGCUUCAGGUAGCCAUCAGGACAACUCCUGUGCACCGUAUGACACACUUUGGAGCAGUAAAGGCUGUUCGGUUUCUGAGCCACCCUUCUGUUUCCGUUUGACACAAGUGAGCCUUGUGAUUUCAAAGGCCACUUUAUCAUGGCUAACAAACAAGUGGAAAAGGCCAUGUGGAACCUGCUGUUGACUACAACAAUCUCCAGGCUUGAAUCUUGUCUGUAAUCCACAGUCUCAUUCCUGCUCCCACCCUGCAGGGUGACCCUGUCACUUAAUAUGUUUCAACUGUUUUAAAUAAAUAUAAAAACAGA